Messenger RNA from Tarenaya hassleriana, 10712 nucleotides. RefSeq lists its product as uncharacterized. Lineage: Eukaryota; Viridiplantae; Streptophyta; Magnoliopsida; Brassicales; Cleomaceae. The transcript has 47 exons. The record is from RefSeq and is a predicted model, not a curated record. The coding region runs from base 140 to 10579 and encodes 3479 amino acids. Gene Ontology annotation, biological process: protein retention in Golgi apparatus; protein targeting to vacuole. Gene Ontology annotation, cellular component: extrinsic component of membrane.
GAGAAGAGGUCCCUCUUCGCAAAACUAAGAACCCUACCAUUUCUCCGAGAGUCGUCUGCCUUUCUCCGAUCACCGUCUGCUUUGUCGCACCGACAAAGCAAAGCAGAGUGUGCAGUUUGAUUAUGUUAUCGGCUGAAAAAUGUUCGAAGGGCUUGUGCGUCAGUUGUUGUUGGGAUAUCUGGGUCGCUACAUCAAAGAUAUCCACAAAGACCAGCUCAAGAUCACUGUCUGGAAUGAGGAGGUUCUACUGGAGAACGUGGAACUGAUUCUCGAGGCCUUCGAGUAUUUGCAGUUGCCCUUCGCUCUGAAACAAGGGCGGGUAGGGAGAUUGAGCAUAAAAAUUCCAUGGAAGAAGCUUGGCAGGGAACCCAUCAUCAUUAUGUUAGAGAGUGUCUUCAUAUCCGUGUCUCAACGCAGUGAUCAAGAGUGGAGUUCAGAUGCUGUUGAGAGAAGAGAGUUUGCGGGGAAAAAAGCUAAGCUUGCUGCUGCAGAGCUGGCAAAAUUGUCUAGACGUGUUUGCGAUAGUCCAGCGGGGAAUCUUUUUAUGUCAUAUAUAGCUGCCAAGAUUCUCGAUAGCAUCCAAGUAUCAAUCAGAAACUUUCAUGUGUUGUACUAUGAUACACAACCUGAGUCGGUACCAGUUAUAUUAGGUUUGAGGUUUUCAAGCUUAACCGUUACUAGGCAAAACUUUGUUGGGCCAUCUCUUGGUAGGGUGAGAGGAGGACAAGUGAAUAAGCUUGUGGAGAUUGAAGCUUUGGAAAUUUAUUGCGACACUUAUGAGGGAAAUGCUGACUUUCUGAGUGUUGAUAGCAAAGGAGUUUUUGACAUCUGGUGCGAUUCAAGAUUGCAAAGCGAUAAAGUUGGUUAUUUGUUGAAGCCGGUCCGUGUUGGUGUAACGCUUUUGGUUAAUCGAUCUGGAGAGCUUGGUGAUGAUCAGCCUCAGUAUUCUGUCACUGCUGAGUUGACUGAUGUGGUUAUGACUUUGAAUGAGUUUCAGUUGCAACAGAUUAUGAUUUUGUUGGAUUACUUGCAAACAAGCCAAUUGCGAGAGAGGUAUGGGCGGUAUCGUCCCUCUUCUAAUUCUUUAUCGAGAAAACCACCAGGAUGGCAAAAACUUUGGUGGCACUAUGCCCAAGAAUCUAUUUUGUUCGAUGUCCGUAAGAAACUACGAAAAACUUCAUGGAGAUUUCUCGGACAGCGAUUGAGCAAACGCCGGAUGUAUAUAAACCUGUACAAGAUAAAACUAGAGUUUCUUCAGAGAGAACAGUCCAUUAGUGAUCCCGUCCUUUUGGGUUUGGAAGAAGUGGAGAAAGAGUCUGACAUUGAUGAUAUCUUAAGCUAUAGGUCUGUUGCAGAAGGUGAGAUGCAGGAAGCUUUCUCAGACAUAACUAUGCACAUGGGAGGGUCUGGUGUCAAUGCCUCUGAAAAGCAACAGAGUGAUGAUCGCUCAUCAAAUAGGUCCCGUGGAUGGUUGAACUGGCUGUCCCGGGGAAUGCUUGGUGCAGGAGGCACAGAUGAUUCUAGUCAGUUUUCUGGAGUUGUUUCUGAUGAAAUUGUCAAGGAUAUACAUGAAGCAACGAAGUUUCAUCCUCUUGCUUCAUCUCCUAGGAAUAUUGGUGCUAGCGAUAAGAUCUGUACAUGUUCCGUAAGACUCAAAAUACGCAAAAUUUCUGCUGUUUUGCAAAGCGUAUAUGGGCAUUCUUGUCAAGUAGUAACAGAGUUGGGCAUUUUGGGGGUGGUUGUUGACUGCAAGUUUUCAAAAGGAUUCACAGCUGUCACUGCUUCUGUUCUUUCUGGAAGAUUGUUCUAUCCUCAAAAUGGGAAAGAAAUCCUCACUAUGAAAGGGGCCUGCUCCGAGAGCGAUGCUUUAGAAGUUAAACCAUCAUAUGGAGCCCAGGUGGAGGUGUCUCAAGAUCAUGACGUUGAAUUAUCAUUGAAGGUCACCCUCCAGCCCCUCGAGGCAACUUAUGAUGUGGACUUCUUCCUAGCUGUUAGCAAUUUUUUCUUUGGUUCAAGAUCCUUUAAACUUCAACAUGAACGGGUUCUAUCAUCCCUAAAUGGCCUUGAUGACAAAACACGAUUAUCAGCGAAAGCCAAAUACCUCUUAUCAAACCGUGAUAAAAUAAAGUUGGACGUGAGCAUCAAAAACAUUAUAUUACGUCUCCCUGGAGUUGAACCAGAAAGCUAUAACCUGGUUUUUGUACUGGAAUCUCUUUACAUUACGUCCAAUAGCUUAGAUUCUCUUAAUCCGAAUCCUAGAGAGUGGUCAUAUAUUGUGGAUGGCUUCCAAAGUUCUGUUACCUCCAUUAAUGAUUUACAAAUCAAAGAUCUAUAUGAUCAUUUUGAGAUAAAUCUAUGUGGUUUUGAGGUGAGGGUAACAGAGGUUCAACCUCUCGAUGUAAUUCCUGUUUUAGAGAGAUCAUCCAUAUCUAUCAACUUAGUUUCGUGUAUAGUUCCAGAGGAACCAAGUUUGAAGCAGUUGGAGGUUGCUGCUACCCUAUCUACAAUUGAUGUACAUUUCUCUCCAUCAGUUUGCCAAGCAGUAAUGUCUGUGAUUCAAUACCUUGAUAUUUGGAAUCGUGAAGCUCAUAAUGCUACAUCCGAUGCGGAUUCUGUCCAUUUUGCCUUCACCAUCAAUGCAAAUUUGGCACUUCUUAAGUUGCAUGUCAAUCUUGCGAAUAAUGAAGAAAAUAGCACAAUGCUUAUUCUUUCUCUACGAGAACUUGAUCUCUGGUAUUCACUGUCGGAGUUUGAAGAAUGGUCGAUCCUUAUGAAAGCAUUGGAAAUGAUUGCUUGCUCAGAAAAUGGAGCUGACUGUCAUAGCCUUUGUUCAUCUGGGAAUCUACUUACUUCAUCCUCUGCCUAUGGAAGGGGGGUGGAUGUUCAAUGUAGUAACCACGCCAAUCUCAUUAAUAAUAUGGCACUUCCUGAAGAUGUUAUUCGUUUACAUUACAAGGCUUACAGGAGUGUAGAUUUUGUUCACCACAAGUGUACAAUCUUCUGGAGGAGUACUGAACUCCAUUGCUACCCGUAUAUAUUUGGCUUGCUGGCUGAUUUUCUUGGUAAGAUAUCUUCUAAUAAGAUUUCUUCCACUGAUAAGAAUCAAGGUAGCCCAACCACAGAAUUCUGUACGCAAAAGGAAGUACCUUGGUUUGGAUUUGAAAGGUUUGGGUUCUCUAACUUCAUUGAAAAGAGCUCAUGUGGCUGCAUUCCUAUGGACAAAUAUCCAUUUGUGACGAUUUACAAUUCUGGUUCCCUUGGUAGUCUGGACAGUUCGCUCUGUUAUUCAAUACCUGACUGGAGGAAGAUAUUCUGUUUAAGGAAUAAAAAGGAUUGGACAGAAGGUAGUUUGGAUUGUCAAGGUGAAAAAUGUGACUGUUCUUCGAAUGUUUUUUCUUCCUCCCGAGGUUUUGGUCAGACAACUCUGUUCACAGUUGAAGCGCACAUCUUUGAUGCCAGUGUUCAUUUCCAUGAUUCUUCAAGCAUUUUUGGAACUAUUAUACUCCCUGUAUCCAAAUACAUGCUUACCAUUUCAGAUGAUCUUGUGGAUCUGGUUUCCUCUGUUGAAAAUUUGAUGCUGAAACAACCCUUGUGGACCAACUACUUCGACGGUUUUCUUUGGGGACAUUCAUCACCAAAUCUGUCUCCGGUAUUAAAUGUACGGGUAAGGAAAGGUAAUCUUAAGACUUCUAGUUCUGAACUUGAAGUCAGCAUCGGCAUUCAACACUCAUGCUGCAUUCUGCUUCCUGAAUAUUUGGCCAUUAUUAUUGGAUAUUUCUCUCUUCCUGGUUGGACUUCGAUGUCAGGAACGCAGUCUAUCACUCAUUCCACUGAUCUCAUUGAUCCACUUUCUGAAUUGGCUAUUACUUACAAGUUUGAGAUACUAGACUCUACUUUGAUUCUACCUGUCGAAAAUGAUGAUUGUCAACAUCUGAAAGUGGACAUUCGGCAGUUAUAUAUUAACUUCACACCUGACUGUGCUCUGUGCAAUGUGGUGCAGCAUGUACCACAGGAAUGUGUUAUUCCACUCAAUCAAGUAGCCGGGAGUAUUGAUUGCUUAAGUAUAUUUGGGCGGGAUUUGUCGUUAUCAUUGUUGCUCUCUAAGAAUGGCAGUUUAUCAUUCGAGCAGCAUACAGAGUGCACUAGCAUCACACUCGCAUCUCCCAUCAGUGCUGAUGUCUGGAUUAGAAUACCUUGUGAUCACUAUUCAUAUUCCACUUCAACAUGUAUCAUGGGAAGGGUUGGAGUUUGUGAAAUUAUGGCUGAUGAUUCAAAUGCUUUGCUGGGAUUUAAGGCGAUUCUUGAUGUCAUAGAUCAGGUUUCCUUAGUUGAUGAGCAAUCCAAAUUAUUCACAUCCGAUGUUCCUCAGUUUCUUCGUGCACAGAAGCAUCUAAAGCAGGAGAGAGCAGUUGUACCCCUUGAAUCUUUCCCAAACUAUGUGGAAGUCAGAUGUUUUGUCAACCUUUUGAGGCUGAAACUGCAUCGGGUCAGAAAAGAGGUCGAGCUGUUGAAACCAGUGAUCCAGACUGAUAUGAAAUUUUUAUUUUCAGGAACAUUUGAAAAUAAUAUGCCGGUAAGCUUGGAGAUUCAGUUUUUUUAUGUUGGGCUUUAUUCACUGUUAAACUCAGUCAUGCUAGCUCGUUGCGCCAACCUACAUGAGGAUUACUCAGUGCUUGGAAUCAGAUUCACUAAACAGGAAGUUCAUGGUUAUGAGCUCUGGUUUGCUCUCCCAUCCCUUGACAUCUGGUUAUACUAUUUUGACUGGACUGAAGUCAUUGAACUUCUCAGUUCUUGCGUCAAAGUACUCGAACACAGUGGCCAAGAUCAUGUCUUGUCAGGAGGUUCGAACCCAGAUAUGUUUGAUUUUACAGAAGUGGUAAAAAAUGGUUUUGACAACACAGAUAAAGUUUCAAGUAUGUUAGAAUUUGGGCAGUCAGACAACUCAAGUCAGGGUAUGACUAUCGCCUUAAAAGCAGAGAAUAUUGGUGUUAGAAUUCAUUUUCCCCUCUGCAGUAGUGGGACAACAUCUCCAGGGCUCAUGGGGACCGAAAUGCAGGAGAGAUUUGUGGAUGAGAAUGUAAAUAUCUAUAAAGGGAAAUACUGUAAAUAUAUAUCGGUUACAGCAUUUAAUGAGAGUGGUGAGCUCUUUUUUCUUGGAAGAAAUGUUAAAGUGAGCUGUAAGUUCGAAAAGAUCAUUGGAACUGUUUCAACGUCUGGAGUUGAAGCUGUUGAGUCUUGCUCUCUAUUCGGGGUAGAACAACUACUUGUAGAGACUGAGAUUCAGAUGGAUCAGAGAAAAAUCGUAAAUGUUGGUACAGAGAUACUGUCUGACCAUGUAGAGAUGCAUUUGUCUCAUCAAGUCUUAUCCUUCUGGCAUGGUGUUGCAUUUGAUGGCCCGGAGAUGGUAUCUUCACAAUCUAAGCAAGGAAACACAAAUGCAAAAGUGCAGAUAAGAGAUGUGUCUGUUCUAAUAUCAGAUGGAAGGUUGGGCUGUGGUGGUCUGCUUCUUGAGGUUCUUAUGAGGAACUUUUUCCUGCUAGCUAAUCUGACUGAAAAGAAUGUGGAGAGCACAGUUUCAUGUGAACUUCAAGUGAACUAUAAUAAUAUGCAUAAGGUCUUGUGGGAGCCUUUUAUCGAGCCCUGGAACUUUGAUGUCAAAUUAGCCAGAAAAAUUGGGAUCAAUGCUCUGCUGAACAAAUCUGGGCUAACUGAAAUCGUUGUUGCAUCAACAGCUCAGCUCAAUGUAAACUUGACGGAGUCUCUUUUUGAGUGCAUCUUCAGGACAAUUGAGAUGGCAGAAAACGCUUGGGGCCUGAUGGGAUCAGAUGGUAUUCCUGACAGUCAAGGAUUAUCUAUGACUUACUGCAUGAGAAAUUCAUAUGGAGAGCGAUAUGCUCCAUAUGUAUUUCAAAAUUUGACUUCGCUACCUUUGCUAUACCAAGUUUUCCAAGCACAUAAUUCUGAUGUGCUCGAUAUGUCAUCUCCGGUGCUUCAGAGCUCUGUGCAACCUGGUGCUUCUGUUCCCAUUAAUCUCGAUGACAGUAAUAAACAACUUUUCUACCAUGGAGAUCGUCGUUGUUUUAGCAGAAAACCGUCAAGUGGUGUGACACAUCAUUACAUGAGGGUUCAACUUGAUGGGACAUUUGUUGCUUCGCCUCCUUGUUCAAUAGAUCGCAUUGGCCUUUCCUAUUUCGAGGUUGAUUUUUCUAAGACAUCUAAUGACAAUGCAAAUGUUGAAGAAACCAGUAAAGCUGGUCUAGGGAAUGGGUUUGUUGUUCCUGUUGUGUUUGAGGUAUCACUGCAACGACAGAGCAAGUUUAUAAGAGUUUACUCAACAGUAAUAAUUUUGAACUCAACAUCCAUGCCUCUGGAACUUCGCUUUGAUAUUCCAUUUGGUCUCUCCCCAAAGAUCCUAGAUCCUAUAUCUCCUGGUCAAGAAUUCCCAUUGCCUUUACAUUUGGCUGAAGCCGGUCGGCUGCGAUGGCGUCCACUUGGAGAUUCGUACUUGUGGAGUGAAGCUCAUAGCAUCUCCAAGCUUCUUUCACAGAAGAGCAAGAUAGGAUUUCGUCGGUCUUUUGCUUGUUAUCCUUGUCAUCCAAGCAAUGAACCGUUUCGGUGCUGCAUAUCAGUACAGACCAUUAGCUUGCCGGCAUCUUUCCAUUUCAAUGAUUUACCAGAUGGAAAGUUUGGCCGCAGAUUGCAUGAUGUGAACCGAUUCAGGGAGCGAUUUAUUCAUCAAGUGACUUUAAGUACUCCACUUGUUGUGAGAAACUGUCUUCCUGAACCAAUAUCUCUCACUGUUGAAAGUGGUGGCAUCACCCAGUCUGCAUUGCUUUCUGAGGGGGAUGCUCCAUUCCAUCAUAGCGAUCCUUCACAUGACCUGAUGUUAGAGUUCAAAAUGGACGGAUUUGGACCAGCACGUUUAAAGUUCCCUCGCUCUGAAACUUUCAGCGCAGUGGCUAAGUUCAGUGGAGGGAAAUUCUCUCAGACUGAAACUGUUUCCUUCGAUUCUGAUUUCUCGGGGGGUUCAGUUUAUGUAUCCUUUGAGAAGACGGUGGAUAUAACCUGUGGUGCUCGAGAAGUAUCUGUCUUUGUUCCAUUUCUGUUGUACAACUGCACCGGAACUCCUCUGAUUGUUUCGAACUGCAGUAAUGAAGCAAAAGGGACAUCCAUCAUAGUUCCAUCCUGCUACAACCUGUUUGAGCAAAAUUUUGUUCAAAGUCGGAAAGAGGGACUUGGCAUCCUAUCCUGUGAGAAAGAUUUUUCAGAUAGAGCUCCAAUUGUUGACGCCCCUUCUAGUCCGUCUUCAUCAGAAAGCGGAAUAGCUAAUUCAGAUUCUGACAGACUAGUACACAAGCCUGUGAUUUUAUCAACUCUAGAUAGAUAUUCUCACAAGCAACAAGAAUUUCCAGCUGAUAGAAAAGGCUCAGCAAUUGGUCAAAAAAGGAACAUGUCCUCAAAGAGUUUAAGGGAAGCGUGUUUCCUAGGUAAUGAUGACCUUAGCAAGGUCAAAGCAUGCAUUUAUUCACCGUGUGCUAUUUCCAGUGCAAGUGAUAUUUUGAUUAGAGUCCAAAAGGGCCUGCCAGGGUCAGACAAUGCAAAUAGGCCACAUUCUCUAUGGUCAGCUCCAUUUUCUCUUGUUCCACCCAGUGGUUCGACAAGUGUCAUUGUCCCACAAUCAUCGCCAAGCCAAUCAUUCUUAUUAUCUGUUACGUGUUCUAUUCUUGGUGGCGCAUUUGGAGGGAGAACACAAGCAAUAACCUUUCAACCCAGAUAUGUUAUCUGUAACUCAUGCAGCAAGGACCUAUGUUACAAGCAGAAGGGAACCAAUUUAGUUACUCAUUUGGCUGUCGGACAGCAUUCUCAGCUUCACUGGACAGAUACUACAAGGGAAUUGUUAGUUUCAAUCCGUUUCAACGAGCCUGGAUGGCAAUGGUCGGGUAGCUUCUUGCCAGAUCAUUUAGGAGAUACGCAACUGAAAAUGUGGAAUUACGUUACGAGUGCGUUAAACAUGGUACGAGUGGAGGUCCAGAAUGCUGAUAUUUCGAGUGGAAAUGAAAAGAUUGCCGGGAAUAUACGUGGAAAUGUUGGAACCAACCUUAUUCUUCUAUCAGACGAUGACAUGGGAUAUAUGCCCUACAGAAUUGAUAAUUUCUCAAAAGAGAGACUGAGGGUUUAUCAACAAAAAUGUGAAACUUUUGACACCAUAGUUCACCCUUAUACUUCAUGCCCUUAUGCUUGGGAUGAACCCUGUUAUCCACAUCGUUUGACAAUUGAGGUGCCUGGAAAUCGGGUUAUAGGCUCUUAUACUCUUGAUAUAACAAAACAGCCUAUUCCAGUGCUUUUACGCUCCACCUCUGAGAAACCUGAAAGGACAUUGUUGUUAUCUGUCUGUGCUGAAGGAGCUACAAAGGUGCUCAGCAUUGUAGAUUCCGGUUACCAUGCCACGAAAGAUAUAGAGGAAAAAAUUAGCUCUAAGUUCCAGGAGAAGAGAAACCAAAAGCUUCAAAAGGAUAAUGUGGCCUGUUACACAGAAAACUUCUUACUUGUCCUUCCAAGCAUUGGUAUCUCUUUGAUUAAUUCCCAGCCUCAGGAAUUGAUUUAUGCUUGUGUCUCAAAUGUAGUGUUUGAUCUGAGCCAAAGUUUAGAUCAGCAGAAACUUUCCUUUCAGAUCUCAUCGCUACAGAUUGACAACCCACUCUACAAUUCUUCAUAUCCUGUCAUAUUGUCAUUCAAUCAUGAGCAGAGAAGCAUUCCUUCUGACUGGGGUGGUAUUAAGGAUACCAAAGGAAGAUCUUCCGGUGAAAUAGUGCAGCAAACUAGGAGUAAAACUCAUGAUGCUGUACUAUACGCUGGGCUUGCAAAGUGGAGGAAGAAAGAUGCUUCACUAGUUUCUUUGGAGCACAUACACUUAAGGAUAGCAGAUUUCUGCCUCGAGCUCGAAUUAGAAACUAUUUUGUCAUUGUUAGAGUUUGUAAAAGCUGUGCUUCCAGAAUCUCAGAGUAGACUACUGCCAUUCUCAGAUCCAACACUGCAUCCUCUUGUUUAUGAUACGGGUUCUGCAAAGGAUACAAGUGUGAAAGAUGAUCCUCCACAUGCUAGAAAUAUUCCGGUAUUUAACAAAAGCCAGAGAAGCAUUGUAUCUUUCCCUUCAAUAAUUCCGAUAGGGGCUCCUUGGCAGCAGAUUUACUUGUUGGCUAGAAGACACAGAAAGAUCUACGUUGAAAUGUUCGAGUUGGCCCCUGUUAAGUUUACAUUAAGCUUUUCUAGUGCUCCCUGGAUGCUUAGGCAUGGUGUUCUUACUUCAGGGGACUCCCUUAUCCAUAGAGGUCUUAUGGCUCUUGCUGAUGUCGAGGGUGCACGAAUUCAUCUCAAGCAAUUAACGAUUGUACAUCACAUGUCAAGUGUGGAAUCAUUUCAGGAGAUCCUCAUUGGGCACUAUACCCGUCAAAUUCUACAUGAGCUUUACAAGGUGUUCGGUUCUGCUGGAGUUAUUGGUAAUCCUAUGGGGUUUGCGAGGAAUGUAGCGCUUGGAGUUAAAGAUUUUUUGUCAGCUCCUGCGAGAGGUGUUUCAAAGAGCCCUAAAGGACUUAUUCAAGGAAUGGCACAAGGAACUACAAGUCUUUUGAGCAGUACUGUCUACGCUUUAAGUGAUGCUGCCACUCAAUUCAGUAAAGCUGCCCAUAAGGGUAUCGUUGCAUUUACAUUCAACGAUCAUGAUGUUGCGAGAAUGGAAAACCAGCAAAAAGGUGAAGGAUCUCACAGCAAAGGAGUUAUAGGUGAAGUGUUUGAGGGGCUCACUGGUCUCCUUGAAUCACCAAUAAGGGGAGCCGAAAAGCAUGGCCUUCCAGGAGUAGUCUCAGGAAUAGCUUUGGGGAUCACUGGACUUGUUGCCAGGCCCACGGCUAGUAUCCUCGAGGUUACGGGAAAAACUGCGCAGAGUAUCAGAAACCGAAGCAGGCUUCACAGUGCAAGAUACCAGAGGCGUAGGCUUCGCCUUCCGAGACCUCUGAAUAGAGAACUUCCUCUCAGGCCAUAUUCUUGGGAAGAAGCGGUCGGGACUGCAGUACUUACAGAGGUUGGAGACAACUUGAAGUUGAAAGGUGAGAUUCUGAUAAAGUGCAAAGCUCUAAAGCGAGGAGGAGAUUUCGUGGUGGUCACAGGGCGAUCCAUACUGGUCGUUAUCAGCCCCAGUUUGGCAGAUUUCAGAGGUCCAGGCUUUCAAGGUGUUCCUGUGGAUCUGGAGUGGAAGAUUGAGAGAGAGAUCGGUCUAGAGAGUGUAAUACAUGUAGAUUCAAGCGGAGGAGUUGUUCAUAUUGUGGGAAGCAGUUUUGACAGUGCCUCGAGCUGGAGACAGACCCAGCAGAAGAAAAGCCGUGGCCAAAGUGGAAAACUGUGGAACCCUUCUUCUUCUUCUGCUUCUUCUUCGUCUCUGCCGCUUCGUCAGACAACCUUAGAGCUGCCAACCGAGGAAGAAGCAGAUGAGUUGUUGCAGAUUUUGUUAUCCACCAUUGAAGCUUCGAAAAAAAGCCGGGGUUGGAACAGUCGAUUUGUUUUACAUCAGAGUAAUCUCAGUUAAGGAAUUAAAGUAGGUUGAAGAUGAACAAGAUGAGGUUUUUGUCUGUAUAGGACAGAGGAAUGUGUCUUAGUGUACACAAGGUAUAGUGAAACUAGUUUUUUCAGAAUCCAUAGGCACAAAGCAUGACACUGAA